Molecule: messenger RNA, 711 nt
Organism: Talaromyces marneffei
Lineage: Eukaryota; Fungi; Ascomycota; Eurotiomycetes; Eurotiales; Trichocomaceae
Exons: 3
Coding region: 1-711 (236 amino acids)
Molecular function (GO): gamma-glutamylcyclotransferase activity
Source: RefSeq, a predicted model, not a curated record
AUGGAUGAAACAACUAGUCAUCACUGGUAUUUUGCAUAUGGCUCCAAUAUGUCCCUCUCGGUCCUGACAGGCCGGCGCAGUAUCAAGCCAUUGAAGGUUGAAUUGGUCUCUAUACCCAGUCAUGUGCUGUGCUUCAAUGUUCCUGGAAUGCCGUAUACGGAACCUGCAAUGGGAGGGAUCUCGGAAAAGCAACACAAAGGACAGGAGUCGGUAACUGGGGUGGCUUACAUGCUUACGGAUGAUGACUUCUCUCGGUUGGUGGCUAGCGAAGGAGGAGGGAUUGCAUAUACUCUAGUGCAGCUAGAUUCCCUCUCCUUGCGUGACGGUUCCACAAUUCCUAUAAACACAUUUACGGCUCGAAGGCCUGUUUCAAUUGGAAAGCAACGACUUCCAUCCGAAAGAUACAUGGGAUUGCUGAUCAACGGCGCCAAAGAGCAUGGCCUUCCACCAUGUUAUAUCGCCCGUUUAGUAGUUCAACCAACCUUCCGAGCUGGGACAACACGACGAUGGAUUCUCGGGCGAUGGCUAUUUAAUCUACUAUGGCAACCAGUCAGUCGUUGGAUCCAAUGGGGAGUUCGAACGUACAUGGACAGUUCAGGUCACGUACCGACCUGGUAUUUGACGGGUUUCGACUUUCUACUCGAUCUGAUGUGGGCGCAGCACGAUUAUUUGCAUCGAUUUCUAUGGGGUCGUGGGGACGGUCUUCAAUGA